AUGGCCAAUUGCAAAAUGACGGCCACAGCCCAGGCGGCCUUCCUAACAGAGUCUUCCAACAAAGACCCUCAUCGUUACCAAGUUGGAUUUGGCAACAGAUUUGCAUCCGAAGCCGUCCCGAAUGUGCUUCCAAAGGGGCAGAACGUGCCUCAAAAAGUAAAGUAUGGACUAUACUCGGAACAAUUGAAUGGUGCUCCCGUAUUCAGCUCUCGAGAUGCCAUACGACACGUGUGGAUGUACAGGAUGAGGCCGUCUGUGGCACAUGGUCAGGUUUCGCCAGCUUCAGAUUUGAAUACUGAGAUUGAGUCUUGCUUCUCAACGGCGAACAAGCAAGUGGAGUUUAUUGCAUCCCAGCUGGCCUGGGAUCCAUUCCCGAUAGUAGAAUCCAGCGACCACCAAUCUUCAUCUGCUAGCAUAGACUUUCUCCAAGGUAUCAAGACUGUUGGCGGCCAAGGGGAUCCCACCCUCAGAGACGGCCUAGCAAUCCAUGUUUACUCGGCAAACACGUCGAUGGAACGGACGGCAUUGUCCAACAACGACGGAGAAUUCCUGAUUCUACCCCAACACGGCAGGCUAAACAUACAAACUGAACUUGGCUGGCUGAUGGUACGACCAGGCGAAGUUGUAGUUAUCCCCGCGGGAAUUCGGUUCCGCGUCCUUCUCCCAGACGGCCCAGUAAGGGGCUACAUACAAGAAGUGUUUGGCACCCAUUACGAGCUCCCGGAAUUUGGGGCCGUUGGCUCCAACGGCUUGGCCCUCCCGAGAGAUUUUGAGUCACCAGUUGCCAGUUUUGACAUUGACGAAGCUCCAUGGACAAUAAAUUACAAGAUAGCCGGCACCUUGCACACCUGUACGCAAAACCACUCCCCAUUUGACGUCGUCGCAUGGCACGGCAACUUGGUUCCCUAUAAAUACGCCAUGGAAAAGUUUGUCAACAUGGCAAAUGCGAGCAAAGACCAAGCCGACCCAACAAUAUACUGCGUUCUAACUGCACCAUCCAAGGUCCCCGGCGUGUCACUCAGCGACUUUCUAAUCUUCACAAAGAAAUGGAUCACGGCUGAAGACACCUUCCGGCCGCCAUACUACCAUCGUAACAUGAGCACUGAAGUCAUGGGGUUGAUAUACGGAAAGUAUGGUGGAUCAAGCCAUGUUCUCGAUGGCGGAGGCCUCAGCUACGAAGCGAGCUACAUGCCUCAUGGGGAAACCUACCAGACGUGGAAAGAUGCCACAGAACGCAAGUUGGAGAACGUUGUUAUAUGCGAGGAUACUAUGGCUUUCAUGUUCCAUAUUAGUGUUCCGGUAUUGCUUACGAAAUGGGCGACGCAAGGUGAAGGAUCCAAGUCCCUUCACCAAAGUGAUGCCCACCAGUGGGAUGAUCUGCAGGCACACUUCUUGGAUCAUUUGGAGGAUGUUAACAUGGAUUUGAAAGCCGCAGGGCUUCCGGCACUGACGGAGAAGAGUUAG
This is a messenger RNA of Pochonia chlamydosporia 170, 1464 nucleotides long. Its product is annotated as homogentisate 1,2-dioxygenase. The coding region runs from base 1 to 1464 and encodes 487 amino acids. Gene Ontology annotation, cellular component: cytoplasm. The transcript is spliced from 2 exons. The record is from RefSeq and is a predicted model, not a curated record. Lineage: Eukaryota; Fungi; Ascomycota; Sordariomycetes; Hypocreales; Clavicipitaceae. Gene Ontology annotation, biological process: L-phenylalanine catabolic process. Gene Ontology annotation, molecular function: homogentisate 1,2-dioxygenase activity.